AUGCUCUUCUUGCCCAGUGAGAUUGCCACAGUGGAAUGUCUGUCUGUCUGUCUGUCUGUCUGUCUGUCUGUCUCUCUCUCUCUCUCUCUCUCUCUCUAUCUAUCUAUCUAUCUAUCUCUAUAUAUAUCUUACUUUCUCUUUAUUCUUCUUCUUUUUCUUCUUUUUCUUCUUUUUUCUCCUUUUUCUUCUUUUUCUUUUUAUUUUCUUCUAGUUCUUCUUCCUCUUCUUUUUUCUUCUUUUUUCUUCUUUUUCUUCUUUUUUCUUCUUUUUCUUCUUUUUCUUUUUUGUCUUCUUCUAACCUUGGCUCAAGCUGUUUGCUUGCAUCUUGAAAUCCCAGCAUAUUUUCCACUUUUCAUUUUACCGACUAACCCCUCACUUAUGGUCAUAUUAUUUGUCUGUUUGGGAAAAGCCAAGAUACUCGCCCGAUGUUUACUAUCAGUUUGCACCAUCAAACCAUAUUCCUAUCUCUCGACUCUCCCUUUCUCUACUCUCUCUCAAUCUUUGUCAUACCCACUCUUUAUAAAUGUUCCUCUCUUUCGCCCACAUUCAUUUCGAAUUUCGUUUCCAAACUCGCUUAAACUAUAUCUCUUUUCUUUUCGUUUCUUUUGCUCGAUUUUUUUUGUUUGUUUUUAUCCGCUUCUAUCACUCCUCUUCCUUUCACUCUAUCUCACUCUCUAUUUGCUAUUAUUUUUUUACUUCUUUUUUUUACUGCUUUUCAUACUGAACCUUCAUUUUGCCUCUCUCCUCAUCCCCCUUCUCAUCAUUCUAUCACUCUCUCAUUUUUAA
This is a messenger RNA of Acanthosepion pharaonis, 786 nucleotides long. The record is from the annotation of a GenBank genome assembly. NCBI's taxonomy places the organism in Eukaryota, Metazoa, Mollusca, Cephalopoda, Sepiida, Sepiidae.